AUGUACUCGUACUUUCGAUUUCUGGCUAUUUUCAUUAUUACUUUUGGUCAUGGAGUAAGAACUGAAGAAGAUAACUACAGUGUCUAUGAAGGAUACAAACUAAUUGAAGUUACACCCCAAAAUACUCUACAAAGUUCAAUUCUCGGCUAUUUCCAAAAACAACAACAUAAAAUUCCGUCAGUGAAUUUUCUCAGUUCAACAAAGUUGCCAAAUGUUCCUAAUCUCCUGUUAGUUCCACCAGAAUCUGAGAUAGAACUUCAAACGGUACUAAGAAGUUCUAAAAUACCCUUUAAAAUAGUCAACAAUGAUCUUGUAACAUCAAUUCGUGCAGAACGUUCUGAAAACUCCCGACGUAGAUCACCAACUGGAAUAGAUUUCGAAUCAUAUCGAAGGUUUGAUGAAAUCUCAGGAUAUUUAGAAGAUCUAUCAAAAAAAUAUCCUCAACAAGCUAAAUUGAUACCAGUUGGUAAGUCUUUUGAAGGUCGACAAAUGAAUGCUCUUCGAAUAACCGAUAGUAGUGAAGGACGUUCUGAUAAAAAAGUAAUAUUUAUCGAUGCUGGAAUUCAUGCUAGAGAAUGGAUAGCACCAGCUACUGCUUUGUUUGUGAUUCAUCAAUUGGUUGAGAACUUUGAUAGCAAUAGAGAUUUAUUAAAGGAUUAUGAUUGGGUAAUACUUCCAGUAGUUAAUCCAGAUGGAUAUGAAUAUUCUCAUACAAAAGAAAGAUUUUGGAGAAAAACUAGAAAACCUAAUUCAUUUGCUUGUGUUGGAACCGAUGCAAAUAGGAAUUUCGACUUCCACUGGGGUGAAACAGGAGCUUCCAACUAUGCCUGUGCCGAAACAUACCGAGGACCAAAAGCUUUUUCCGAACCAGAAACUGAAGCUCUGAAGAAAGUACUGGAGUCUUUUGAAGGAAAUUGUAAAAUGUACCUGAGUCUACACUCGUACGGGAAUUAUCUGUUGUACCCUUGGGGAUAUGAAUCAACACUUCCUCCAACAUGGCAGGAUCUUGAUGAAAUAUCAAUGGCUGGAGCGAAUGCGAUCAAAAAUGCCACAGGAACAGAGUACACUGUUGGAAGUUCAACAAACGUUUUGUAUGCUGCUGCUGGAGCCAGUGAUGAUUAUGCUUUUGGUCCAUUAAAAAUUCCUGUUUCCAUAACUAUGGAACUUUCAGGAGCUGGUAGUGGAGGUUUUGACCCACCAGCAAGCAAAAUUAAGCCAUUUGUUGAAGAAGCAUGGAUUGGCAUAAAAGCAAUGGCAGAAGCGGUAUCUAAAAAGUACUAA
Episyrphus balteatus (marmalade hoverfly) is the source of this 1281-nucleotide messenger RNA. RefSeq names its product carboxypeptidase B-like. The transcript has 3 exons. The coding region runs from base 1 to 1281 and encodes 426 amino acids. Lineage: Eukaryota; Metazoa; Arthropoda; Insecta; Diptera; Syrphidae. Gene Ontology annotation, molecular function: metallocarboxypeptidase activity; zinc ion binding. The record is from RefSeq and is a predicted model, not a curated record. Gene Ontology annotation, biological process: proteolysis.